UCGUCGGCAAGCGUCGAGCGCUAUACCUGCACAGUCAUGCCCUUGCUAGUUCCUGAACAGACGUGUCCAAGACUAGCUUUCUAGAGUGAUUUUAAGAAACGAAUUUAUCUACGGGGCGGUUUUGCUGCAUCUCUUCGAGCAACUGUUCGAAUGACAGAAGUGUACACAAAUAACACAGUAACUGAGUAGCAGCACCUCGAAAGAAAAACGAAAGAGCAGUAAAAUAGCCAGUCAGACUCAACAGAAAAUAGUGGAUUUGCAAGUCCACACUAAAAGUUCAUCAUAAAUGAGCAGCUUUUAUGUCAAGCGAUAUCUAGAGUUUGAUGCAAUGAGCGCUGUCAACGGUACUCCAUCAAAGCGGGCAAGAUUAAACUCUGGGCAUGGCCGUCAUAGAGCCUCGAGCCAGCAGUGUUCGCCAGAGAAAAUCUCACCUAAGCAAGAAACCUCGUCGCUAUUUAGCAAUCUCACGAACGAAUUGACUCCCGAAAAAAUAGCUAGCAAUAUCAAGGAACAGGUUGAUCAGCUCAGUCGCAAGAAGCAGCUACGUUUCUCUUCUCAGCAACAAACUGCGGAUGCCUCCGAGGAGAUGGCAUAUAACCAGACUGCAACUACAUCGGCUGCGAAAACCAGUAAAAUUCACACGGACUUUAAUGAUAAACCUAUGUUCACUCUCGAGCAGUUGAGCCACUUGUGCCUAAGAAAAAUGGAGGAGCAGAGACAGCUUAUCAGCGAAGAGUACGACCAGGUCCUGAAAGAAAAGCUCGCCGAUCAGUACAGCGCCUUUCUUCGGUUCCAGCACGAUGAGCUCAAGAGGAAGAUAGCUUCUGAAGAUCAUCCCAGCUACUUGAACUGACGAAGUGCAAUUUAUGAAUUGAGAUAUUGUGAUUGUGUCCAGUUUUGUUUAGAUUCAUUAUUACUAAUUAAUAAUUGUAGAGACUGAGUGACUUUUAUAGAUUACAGAUUGUUAUAGAGCUUAGUGUUUUUAACUGUAGAUUAAUGUUUGUAGAGACUAUACAGCGUUUACCAUUAGUGAGAGAUAAUAGGAGUUCAGUUCUAUGAAUUGCUAUUGACCAUAAAUAUUGACAUAUAGCAAUUAGCAUGACACACCGUGAUAUGUGUACACUUUAUGAGAUGUGCUCAAAUUCAGUUUUUUAAUUUUUGGACAUGAUCAUCAAAUCGGAAAAUGACAUUAAUUCUUUGUUAUUCCCUACCGCAUAAUCAAUUUUUCAUUUUUUUUUAUUUCAUGUUAGAACAUUAUCUUUGAUUUUUAUUUUAAAUAGUUAAAUACACAACCAACUACUAAAACUCAAUUUUUUUUUACAAAUGUCACUUCAAAGAGAACAUGUUAUACUCGAAAAAGGGCAUGCAUGUGCACUUGAACUAACAGAUUUCGAUAAUUUUAUAUUCAUUAAAAUACUUAAAAUU
Nasonia vitripennis (jewel wasp) is the source of this 1425-nucleotide messenger RNA. Its product is annotated as akirin-1A-like. Gene Ontology annotation, biological process: positive regulation of transcription by RNA polymerase II; positive regulation of innate immune response. The transcript is spliced from 2 exons. Lineage: Eukaryota; Metazoa; Arthropoda; Insecta; Hymenoptera; Pteromalidae. Bases 287 to 853 code for a protein of 188 amino acids. Gene Ontology annotation, molecular function: transcription coregulator activity. The record is from RefSeq and is a predicted model, not a curated record. Gene Ontology annotation, cellular component: nucleus; chromatin.